UAAAAUUAAAAUGUCAAGAGAAAAUGCUGUGCAGCUGCUUCCCUACACGGAAAGAGCACAAUCUUUCUUACCAGCAAUUCCAGGAGCCCGAGUGGAAGUUAUAGAAGACCGGCUACUAAAUCAAGAGAAGACAACCACAAUUCUAUUAGACCAAGCCUUCAAGAUUAAAGAAGAUGUGUUAUUGAUGAGAGGAAACCGCGGAAUGCAAUGGGACGUUAUGACACAGAAGUUCCUUGAAAAUCACAUGCAGACAAUUACACAAGUAGUCAAGCAGCUUAGCAAAGACAUUGAGGCUCUAGAAAAUCAAAUUCUUGCAAGAGAUAAUGUCAGUACUGGAACAAGCUUUGCUUUACAAAGUCUGGAUAAGAAGCAUCUUUUCGGAAUUGGUGAUCUUCGUGGUCGUGUUGCCAGGUGUGACGCCAGCAUUGCCAAGUUGUCUGGGGAUGUAUCUGCAGCAAAACACGAGCUACAGAUGCAGGGGAAGGAGAUUCAUAGUCUCAAAGCUACAAUGGACACAAACAUGAAAGAGGUUGAUGCCAGGGUAAUGCAGCUAUUAGCGAAGAUGGAGUCUUCCAUUUCUGAACAAAGCUACAAAGUACAGAAUGCCCAGGGGGAGCAACACCACGAGCGUCAGCUUCUAGACUACAAACUUGGCGAAUUGCUUACUGAUGUGCGAGACCAAAUUCAAAAUCAGCGCACAUGGACUGAAUCCCAACUACAAAGAACAGCUGUAGAGCAGGCAAAGCAUAUAGAUCAGCUUCUUAAUACAGUAAGGGAGAAAAUGGAUGUAACAGAAAAAAGAUUUCACGAUAAUUUACAUCACCUUACAAUAAAAGUGGACAAUACAGAAGAGAUUCAUAAACUAGAAUCUAAGCUCAGCAAACUGAAACAUACUGAAGACAAAAUAAGUGCUAGAAUGGCUAAAUUUGAAACACAAAUCUGGGAUGAGAUUGAGAACAUGAAAAGUGAAUACAAAGCUGGAUUCCAGUCAAUACAGGAUUCCCUUAAUUCUCUUCAACAAAUACAAGAAACAAAAGUUAAAUUAGAAAGCAAGAAGGUCCAGAGAGACAUCAAGCAAAUGAGGCGAAAGAUUGUUGAACUGAAAGAAGCUUGAUCUUUUUUUCCCGUUAUACGGUCAUCGAUCAUGUGUGACUAAUAGUUUACAUUACUUGUUAUAAUCUAGAUCCAAGACAAGUAAAAGAGUGUGAAGAUUUAUCUAUUUUAAAUUGUCAUACUGUGCAAAAAAUCUGAAUGUCUACAUAUCUCAUAAUAAAAUUAAAUAUAAUUCUGAAUUAGUGGAUGAAAAUAUAGCAGACGUCUAAUGUUUUUCAUCAUACUUAAAAGGCAACAUGAGUAAAAGCAAAAAUAGCCCUUUCAAUGUAGGAAUACUGAUGUAAACACUUUGUAUUGUAAUUACAAGAUUAACACACUCUGUGAGUGUGAAAUGUUUUUUUGAUGCAUAAACACAUUGCUUUGAUGUAAUUGUCAUUAAAGGGAUAUGAAACCCAAAA
Bombina bombina (fire-bellied toad) is the source of this 1511-nucleotide messenger RNA. It is a transcript of the gene FAM81B, whose product is annotated as family with sequence similarity 81 member B. Bases 11 to 1114 code for a protein of 367 amino acids. The transcript is spliced from 8 exons. Lineage: Eukaryota; Metazoa; Chordata; Amphibia; Anura; Bombinatoridae. The record is from RefSeq and is a predicted model, not a curated record.